GCGCCGUUUGCUGCAGAGCGCGGGCACUGCAGGAAUUCUGGAAGAGGUUGGACCGGUCAUGGCUGGGGGAUCUCCAGCCGGAGAGGCCGACUGCAGAUGUGGUUUCUACUGAGUCUCGGCCCGUCCACUCUGGGCACUUCGUCCCGGUGCUCCCCGAAGCACUACCGGGCCCUGAGGUCGUUGCGGUGUCAGAAAACAUGGCUGCCGAGCUUGGCAUAGCGGCUACAGAGACGGAGACGUCUGAAUUCCUGGAGACUUUUUCUGGCAACUGGCCUCCGGAUACUGAAGCUAUGGCGUGGGCUACACCUUACGGCGCAUCUGUCAACGGAAGCUUCUCUGCGGAUUCCCCAUUUGGCCUCUGGGGCUACGGUGAUGGCCGGGCUAUGUCCAUCGGCCACUUCCACGGAACUCACCACUCCUGGGAAUUGCAGCUGAAAGGUGCUGGGAGAACACCCUUCUCCCGGAACUUCGACGGCCGCGCCGUGCUGCGGUCCAGCGUGCGGGAGUUUCUCGCAAGCGAAGCGAUGCAUUCUCUCGGCGGGGGGUUUGGAAAAAGUGAUAGUGUUUCGGAUGACAAUUACAGAUUAUGCAUCCAAUCAUGGUACAUUCCGUAA
Molecule: messenger RNA, 614 nt
Organism: Symbiodinium sp. CCMP2456
Lineage: Eukaryota; Dinophyceae; Suessiales; Symbiodiniaceae
Source: the annotation of a GenBank genome assembly